Messenger RNA from Ilex paraguariensis (yerba mate), 473 nucleotides. Lineage: Eukaryota; Viridiplantae; Streptophyta; Magnoliopsida; Aquifoliales; Aquifoliaceae. The record is from the annotation of a GenBank genome assembly.
AUGAACCUUUAUAAUCAAGACAUUGGCAUGUUUGAGAUGCCAUGUUGUGAGGAACCGGUGCAAGAGAAUUUGUCCCAGAAACCAUAUCCAGUGAUAACACCAUUCUCGUUGAGGAAAGGAGAAUUGAUCUCUUGGGAAUACAAAAUCCAGGCAGAGUUGUAUAGAGUUAAAAAGGCGUUUGAUAAAGCGGAACCAUUAUAUUUGGAGGCCAUUAAUAUACUUGAGGAGUCAUUUGGAUUGGAUGACAUACGUGUUGGGGCUGCCCUUCACAACCUAGGUCAAUUCUAUCUUGUACAGCGGAAAUUGGAAGAAGCUCGUAAUUGCUAUCAGCGUGCUCUAAAGAUAAAAAGGCAUGUUCUGGGGGAGGGCCACACAGACUAUGCAGAUACAAUGUUUCAUCUGGGAACGGUAGUACUGUAGAUUUUCUGUCAUUUUAAUUUUCCACAACAAUGUUCGUUUGAUUUUUCCAUGCC